UUUUCGUCAUACGAGCUACGAGCUCUUUCGCAAAAAGAUCUCAGCUAGUUGUAGAUAUUCAUAAACGCUGAAAUACGGCGCUAUUACUGUGAGAGAGAUCGCAGUUUGCGAUCCAUAAUCUUUUAAAUCGAUAUACACGAUCGAUUGUACUUUUAUUCAAAUUUAUUUCAUUCAACAGUUGAAAAAUGUUUCUUACAGUAUUUCUCUUAUAUCUCGCGGGAACGCCACUUAUACAAUGCAAGCAGCUUCACGAAUAUAUGACGCCGGCCGAAGUAAAGACAGUUUUUCAUACUCCGCAUGAUCUUGUACCCGAGUACGAAGUAGUGCCAGUACUGCAUCGUUUGAAGAAGCAGACAGAUUCCAAAGAUGACACAUCGGAAAUAAAACUGAAAGCGUUCGAGGAGGACAUGAAUAUAUACUUGAAUCCUACAGAAGGUAGUCUCGCUACUACGAGAACGCCUGUAUGGACCGUCAGUUCCGAUACGGAAUCACCCGAAGGAUUAUUAUAUAAACAAGUACCUGGGGCUAUGAAAUCUUUAGGAGUUACGCUUCAAGAUGUAAGCACCUCCAGCUCAGUUUUACUAACUCCUACUCCUAAUGGAAAAGUACAUUUGGACGGAGUACUUAAAAAUUCAUAUGUCAUAAAAUCUUUACCGCAACGAGUUUUGGACAAAGUCGUUUAUGGAGGACAUAAGCUUUUCGAGCCGCAUCACACCAAAAAUGUGACAAGUGAUGAUGAAUAUGCUAGCACUCAUCAUCACGUAGUAUAUAAAAUACCUCCGUCGAGCCAGUACAAUGAUUUCAAAAUUACAAAUCCUGAGACCCACAGAGCAAAGCGUAAUGCUCCGGAUGUCAUUUAUCCAGAGAUGUUAGUAGUACUCGACUACAGGGAAUUCAAAUUACUUGGCGAAGACUUACAACAAGCCGUGACGUACCUUGUCUCGUAUUGGAAUGGAGUUGAUUUAAGAUUCCGCUCGCUGACCGCGCCUAGAAUUCGAUUAUCCAUCGCAGGAUUAAUUAUAGCCACGGAUGAAAACGCGACUCCGUAUUUGGAAAAAAGUAUCUUUGAGUAUAAACCCAAGCGGAGCACAGUAGAUUCGGAUCUCGCUCUGCGCGGAAUGGCAAAUUAUUUCUAUCGCGAAACCAGAUUUCCACCAGACUUUUAUGAUAUGGCGAUCGCAAUGACACAGCUAGAUAUGUGCAAUAUGCUCACCGACGACUUUUGUGACUCACCAACUUUGGGUUACGCAUACGUAGCUGGUGCGUGCGACAGAAACGCGACGAAGCAGUUAUCCGAAGCCGUAGGAAUCGUCGAAGAUAAUGCUGGAUUCGGCGGCAUUAUUCCUACAGCUCACGAAAUCGGGCAUUUGAUAGGAGCUCGUCACGACGGCAAUCCAAACACCGCUGCCGAGUGUCCGCCUUCCGGUGGCUACAUCAUGACCACUGGGCUUGCGUUGGGUGAGAACGGAUUCAAAUGGUCCAAAUGCAGCAUAAACGCGUUCUACAAGUUCCUCAACGAACCUCGAGCAAAGUGUCUUUACAACGAGCCCAAAGAUGGAGAACAGGUGCCGCGUAUUCUGCCCGGAAAGCUGUUGUCUUUAGACGAACAAUGCAAGAACGUCAUGGGAACAAAGGCGUGUAAUAGAGAUGCUACGGUUUGCACUUAUUUGGAGUGUCAGUAUCCCAAUUUUGAUGAUUGCACAGCAUCAGCUCCUGCAGCGGAAGGCUCACCUUGCGGUGACGGUUUGUACUGUUUGAACGGUAGAUGUGUAUUAGAAGGAAUACCCGCUAAGGAACAAAAGAAGAAACAAUCACCCAAGAAAUUCAAACUUCAAACGAUAAAGCAAAUGCCAUGGGUGGAAAAAAUAGUUGAAAAAAUGGAGGAACUGUUUUCAUGAAAAUAAAUAGAAAUAUUGUUGAGGACCAAAUACGCUGAUAUACGUCUCAUUGCAUUCUAUAUUACUGCUACUUUAAUGGAAUAUCAUGUAAAUAUGCGAAUAAAGUUAAUUUUAAGGAUAUAUUCUUUUAAGAAUAUAUCAUAUUCUGUUUGUGAAAUUUUUCAAUUCUUUGUAUAUAGUGGUUUAUGCAUGUAAAUAAAACAGAAAAGUUAUGCGAUAUACUUGUAUUCACAUGUAAUUCGCGUAACAAUAUUGAUUACUGUAAAUUUUACUACAUACAAAAGAUCUAAAAAUUAUUAUGUUUAUUUUUUGCAUUGUCAUGCAUUAUUAGACAAAUUAUUACUUUUUUGGACAAUUUUAUUAUAUUUUAAUCAAAUUAUUUACAUUAUUUUGCAUUAGAUAUUUUCUUAAUUAAAACACAAAUUAUAUUUUUGCUGAGUUGAAGUCUCAGAAUUAAAGACAUCAUUUAGAAUCAGAGAUUUCAAUACUUUUAUGUUUUUAAAAGUUAAAGCGUGAAAAUCUUUUAAUCUUUGAUAUCAAUAAGUUGUCUUCAAUUCUGAUAUUCUUUGUCUUGAAGCUUAACAUCCAUUUCAUUAUAAAUGUGUGAUAAUUCUGGGAUGUGUUAUAUGAUAUGCAUACUUGUAAAAAUAAAAAAAAAA
Messenger RNA from Linepithema humile (Argentine ant), 2557 nucleotides. RefSeq names its product A disintegrin and metalloproteinase with thrombospondin motifs like. Gene Ontology annotation, biological process: proteolysis. Lineage: Eukaryota; Metazoa; Arthropoda; Insecta; Hymenoptera; Formicidae. The record is from RefSeq and is a predicted model, not a curated record. Gene Ontology annotation, molecular function: metalloendopeptidase activity.